AUGUUGACUUUGACCCGGAUGAUUACGAUGGGCGGAUCAAAAGAUAUGAAGAGCGAAUCCGACAAGGGUAUCCUAGCAAGAGGGUUACAAGUGCAAUACCCAGGCAAGAGUUGGGAGGUUAUUCAACGUAUAGGCAGUCUAAAGGUUAUAGCCGCACACUUGGAGGGGAUAGAAGAUCCAUUAGGAGAACUUCCUAAUGUGAAUGCAAUAAUCCACGCUUAUGAAAAUGGCCAACUGGAGUGGGACGAUAAUGCUAGCUACUGGUGUCAAGGGAAACUGAUUGCGGGUACUUCGCCAUUCUCGUGGUCUGACUUCAGAACACUGAAUACCAAAGAGAAUCGAGGAGGUGGAGGAUUUUGGGUUGAAGGAGUUUUCCCACUUGCUCCAUCCGAGAAAGCUAUGAGAUGGGAGAGUCCAACACGUAAUGCGGUGGGAACCCCAGAGGUUCGUAUUGGCCUCCGACUUGACAGAACUGCCCGGGAAAUGGAACUCAGUCAAACAGAUUAUACUGGAAUGCCAUUUCCCGUAUUAUUACGGCGAUUCAUAGAUGACAGUGCGGCUGAUUUUAUGACAAUCGGUGAGGUUGAUAUGUGGGAGCUUAUGGGGAACGAAAUAGAGGUUGCUACUGCACCAAUGGGCCAUCUUAUGGGUUAUUCCACCAUUGCGCUAGCUGAUGGUAGAGUCGCAGUGAUGAAGAUUCUCUCCGUGGAGGUUAAUAUGGUGGGUUUUGACGAGCUUCGGAGACCCGGGCUUAUGCUACCUGAUUGGACAACUAUCCCAUGCGCCGUUUUUGAGACGCUUAGACCUUGGUAUCACCAUAUGCUACUUGAUGGUGCUGGAAGACUAGCUGGUCCAUGGUUGAGAUCAAAGUUUUAUGUUGGGUCUGCGCCCGAGGCUCCCUACCCGAGUCUCUAUGCUGGAUCAGAUGUGCAUGAUUUGUUUAGUAUGCUGCCAAUCCUUCCUCCGGGGAACAGACCCGGACCUUUGUUUCGUCCUCCACAUAUGGGCGUAAAUUGGGCUGUCCAACCCGAAACAGGCUUAUUUGUGCCUGCUCCGUCGAUUGGGGGCUAUAGAGCCGUACCACCUGGGACCCUCCAGGGUUGA
Molecule: messenger RNA, 1104 nt
Organism: Penicillium malachiteum
Lineage: Eukaryota; Fungi; Ascomycota; Eurotiomycetes; Eurotiales; Aspergillaceae
Exons: 4
Coding region: 1-1104 (367 amino acids)
Source: RefSeq, a predicted model, not a curated record